Ficedula albicollis (Collared flycatcher) is the source of this 1988-nucleotide messenger RNA. It is a transcript of the gene SMIM3, whose product is annotated as small integral membrane protein 3. The transcript is spliced from 2 exons. NCBI's taxonomy places the organism in Eukaryota, Metazoa, Chordata, Aves, Passeriformes, Muscicapidae. The record is from RefSeq and is a predicted model, not a curated record. Bases 108 to 287 code for a protein of 59 amino acids.
CGGAGUCUUUUCUCUCCCGGCGGGAUCUGUCGCUGCUGUCGCUCCUGGCAGGAGCAGGAGCGGGAGCUGGAAUCUGAGUGGGUGCCGGAGCCUGGCAGCGCCGUAGGAUGGAUCUCCCUCACCUCACGAGUCCUACCGACCUCCCCAAGCACAUCCUGGAUAUCUGGGUCAUCGUCUUGAUCAUCCUGGCCACCAUCAUCAUCAUGACAGCGCUGCUGCUGUGCCCAGCCACUGCCGUCAUCAUCUACCGAGUACGAACACACCCCACGCGCAACGGCAUCGUCUGAGCCACGGGCAGGGCGGGACGGCCGGCUCGCUGGGCUGGGGGCUACAGCCAUGGCACCCCGUGCCAGGGACCUCCAUGGGGCACCCUGACAGCUGGAGCCUGGGCAGGAGCUGGGGUGGGCCAGCACCCAGACCUGCUCCUGUACCUGGCUCUCACUGCGUACCCACUGCUCAUUUUGCCCACCGAGCUUAUGAGGACAAAGGGGGACAUGACAGCAUGGGCAGUAGUGGGGAGAGGUGUGACUUUGGGGACAUGUCUCAGCUGGAAAUACCUCACUCCUAUGAGGGAGGCAGGCUGGUCUCACCUUCACUGGUGACACUGUGUCCUCCCAGGCAAGCAGCAAGGAGUGGAAAUGCCUGACAAAGUUAUUUCUUCUUUGGAGUCCCAGCUGUCAAGGUGGUUGGGGAAAAAAAAGAGUCAAAGCAAGAUGGAUGUGGCUUCUGGUCGUGCAUUUAGUGCUUGGCUAAAAGCAUCCAUGACAGAGCUUGUGCUGGCUGCACAGCAGACGUGCAGCUGGCACCGGCUUCUCCUCUAUCCAUCAUCUGCUGCAAUGGUUGGACAGUUCUGCAGGGCUCUUGGUUCCUCUGGGUCUUGUGGGGCAGAAAAUUGUGUGCAGUUCCUGCCAGCCCUCCUGUCUGCACGCUGGCUGCAUUCCCCACUCCUGAUAGUGAGAGCUCCCUCUGUUUGCCCAGCACACCAGCCCUGCUGGGGAGCCUGUGCCUGCCUCACCUGGGCAGGUAAAGCGGGAGGAGCGGGUUUGUGCCCAGCCAGUGGCAAGGGAUCAUGUAAGCUCUGGUAUUGUAUUCUUUCUUAUGAAAUAAAUGGACUUUAUGUGAGUGUGUCGUGCAGAUCUGUCCACACUACAGGUGGUGUCUGGCUCUGCAGGAUCUGGGGUACUUUGCAGCCUCUCCAGAAACCCUCCCUGCUCUGAUCUCCUGCACUGCCUUGCCUAAAGGUCCCUUGGGGGACCUUGAAGCCCAGCAGGAAGCUCACUGACAGCCCAGCCCCAUGCUCCAAGAGGGCAAACUUCAGUCUGGACACAGUGGGUAGGAAGGAUCCCUCAGGACUUUCUGACAGUGGUUGUGGCUGUUUUUCUCCCACUCGGGUAACCAGCACCACUUCCCUCACACCAGCCUCGUGCUGGGUCAGUGUGGCAGGAGCCCUGGGGCUGAAACAGCAUCUUGGUGACUCACAGCCAGGAAGGUUACAAAGUUGACAGGAUGAAUCAGGAAAGGAUGUGGGGAAACACUACGGUGACGCUGGUGGGAAUUAUUUAAAUCCUGUUUUCUGUGCUGAAAAGAGCAACCAGCCCUGCAGUGUUGAAAACCCUGUGUGCCAUCCCUGUGUGGCUUGAUCCACAAUAGCCAGAUUUGGGUUUGCAUUGGGCAGUGGAGCCAGAGGGGCAGGAGGUUCCCAGAGAAGUAGGACCUUGGCCAAACACCUCCUACCUUGGGAAGGGGGCCUAGCACAGGGAUGCAGACCCUGGAGAGCAGAAGUGCCUGCACUGGGGCCCCUGGCUGUGGUUGUGCUGGAGGAAGCAGACACUUAUUCUUGCCCAGCCAAAAAACAUAUUUCUGUUUUGAGAUGUGAACUCUCUCUUCCCCUCUCAAGUUGCAGAGUUUGAGGCAAAUAACCAGUUAUUUUCCUGUUUUUCUUCCUCUCUCCCUCCCUUGCUGGCACGGUGCAGUGGCAGCUGGAGAAC